Molecule: messenger RNA, 21036 nt
Organism: Emys orbicularis (European pond turtle)
Lineage: Eukaryota; Metazoa; Chordata; Testudines; Emydidae
Gene: EPPK1
Product: epiplakin 1
Exons: 11
Coding region: 1-21036 (7011 amino acids)
Biological process (GO): wound healing; intermediate filament bundle assembly
Cellular component (GO): cell junction; keratin filament; membrane
Molecular function (GO): structural molecule activity; keratin filament binding
Source: RefSeq, a predicted model, not a curated record
AUGGCGCACAAGCAGGCAGUGAAUGGACAUGCCACCCCCACAGCUCACCCAGAAGACACCCCAGGAGGAAGUCACUUCCAUCAGGACAUGCAGCCUGGCAAGCAGGGACAGAGGGGUGUGGAGCCCCACGGGGUCAGAGAGGCCCUGCCGGAGACUGGGACCAUUGCUGGGGUGUACGUGGAGGCUUCCAAGAAGACAAUGAGUUUUUAUGAUGCCACCAGAGAGCAUUUCCUGAUGUCUGAGACAGCACUUGCUCUUCUGGAGGCUCAGGCAGCCACAGGCUCCCUCAUUGACCCGGCGGGAAACAAGCGGCUCUGCGUGGCAGAGGCCGUGAGACUGGGGCUGGUAGGCCUGGAGCUGAAAGAAAAGCUGCUGUUUGCAGAGAGAGCAGCAACUGGCUUCAUGGACCCCUACACGGAUGAGAAGAUCUCGCUCUAUCAAGCCAUCCAAAAAGAGCUGCUCGGGCGGGAGCAGGGCGCCCGUCUGCUGGAGGUCCAGAUCGCCACAGGGGGCCUCGUGGAUCCAGCCACCAGCCACCGCGUCCCCAUGGAGGUUACCUACGAGCAGGGACACUGUGGUGACGAGAUGAGCCAGCUCCUUUCUGACCCCAGCUCUGCUGCUGCCAGAGGGUUUCUUGACCCAAACACCAGCGAGAGGGUCACCUAUCGGGAGCUUAAGAAACGGUGCAUGAUCGAUCCGGCCACCGGGCUCCUCCUCUUGCCUCUGAAAAUCACCUUCCCGGGGCUGAGAGGGAGAGUGAGCAGCAGAGAGCUGCUCAGCUCCAGCAUCAUCGACAUGGAAACGUUCAGGGCCCUCCAGGAAGGCCGGGUCUCCGUCCAGGAGGUAGCAGAGAUGGACCAUGUUCAGCAGUACCUGGAGGGCACGGGAAGCAUUGCAGGUGUGGCCGUACUGCCUAUCGGUGAGAGGAAGAGUCUGUACCAGGCGCUGACAGAGCACCUCCUCAUGCCAGGCACAGCACUGGCCCUCCUGCAGGCCCAGGCUGCCACUGCCUGCCUGACAGAGCCCACCAAGAACCAGAGACUCUCAGUCGAUGAUGCUGUCAAGGCUGGUGUGGUUGGGCCGGAGCUCUAUGAGAAGCUGUCGUCCGCUGAGAGAGCCGUCACCGGGUACCGAGACCCCUGCACUGGGGAGCUGCUCUCUCUUUUUCAAGCCAUGAAUAAGGGGCUCGUUGCCAGGGACCAGGGGACUUACCUACUGGAGGCCCAGCUGGCCACCGGUGGCCUCAUCGAUCCAGUCCACAAUCACCGUGUCCCAGUGGAGAUGGCCUGCCAACGGGGCUACCUCGAUGAAGAGAUGAAGCGGCUCCUCUUCCAUCCCACCCAUGACAUCAAAGGGUUCUUUGACCCCAACACGAAGGAGACCCUGAUGUACGCAGAGUUACUGGAGAGGUGCGUCACUGACCCAGACACCGGUCUCCGCCUGCUGCCACUCUUCGGAGAUGAUGGGGAAGGGUCUCGGGGCGUGCAGUCCUUCAUUGACCACAGGACCCGAAUGGCUUUGGAAAACACAACAGUACCUGUGGCCUGUGGCAAAUUCAAGGGGAAGUCGGUGUCGCUCUGGAAACUCCUCUUCUCAGACUACUUCACAAGUGCGCAAAGGGCCACGCUUACCCAGCAGUGCCGCACCGCGACUCUCUCCAUGCAGGAACUGGCUAAGACCGUCAGCACCACCGUUCAGCAAAUGGUUUCCACCGCCAAUAUCACCUUUGAAGGCCUGAGGCACAAGGUGACCCCUAGCCAGCUCCUGAGUGCUGAAAUCAUCAACAGGGAUUUGUUUGAGAAGCUGAGCCAAGGGGAGACAUCCGCCAGAGAAGUUGUCGGCAUGGACACAGUCAGGAAGUACCUGGAAGGGACAGGCAGUAUCAGUGGGCUGCUGCUGCCCGAUUCCCAGGAGAAAAUCAGCAUCUACCAGGCAAAGAGGAAAGGCCUUCUAAUGCCAGGGACGUCCCUCAUCCUCCUCGAGGCACAGGCUGCCACUGGAUUCAUCAUCGACCCAGCUGCAAACAAGAAAUAUUCCGUGAAGGAGGCUCUGCGAGCCAGCGUCAUCGGCCCAGAUAUUUACAACAAGCUGCUGGCAGCAGAGAAAGCAGUCACUGGCUACAAAGACCCCUACACCGGCAACAAGAUCUCCCUCUUCCAGGCCAUGAGCAAAGGCCACAUUGUCAGAGACCACGGCAUCCGCCUGCUGGAGGCCCAGAUCGCCACCGGCGGCAUCAUCGACCCCGUGCACAGCCACCGAAUCCCCGUGGAGGUGGCUUACAAGCGGGGCUACUUCGACAAGAAGAUGAACUUGAUCCUCUCUGACCCCAGCGACGACACCAAGGGCUUCUUCGACCCCAACACGCACGAGAACCUCACGUACUUGCAGCUGAAGGAGAAGUGCAUCACAGAGCCCUCCACCGGACUCUGCCUCCUGCCUCUGAACAGCACGAAGCGCCAGUUCAUCAAUGACACCACCAAACAAGCCUUCAGGAGCACGUGGCUCCUCGUGAAGUACGGGAGGUUCCGAGGAGAAAGGGUCUCCGUGUGGGACCUGUUGAACUCUGAGUAUUUCAGCGAGGGAAAGCGGCGGGAGAUAUUUAAUCACUACCAGCUGCGGAAGCUCACCCUGGAGCAGAUCAGACUCAUGUUGGAGGAAGAGAUGAAAAAAUGGGCCCACAUCAAAUUCCCAGCCAUGAGAGGCAGCGUCACGGCCUACCACCUGCUAGAAACUGGCAUCAUAGACAAGGCCCUGUUCGAGAGGGUGCUGGAGGGAGCUGUGAGCCCGGAGGACGUCCUGCGCAUGGACUCUGUCCGGAAAUACCUCUAUGGCUCCGGCAGCAUCGGGGGGAUUGUGCUCCAGCCAUCAAACCAGAGAAUGAGCAUCUAUGAAGCCAUGAAGCAGAAGAUUGUGAUGCCAGGAGUGGCUCUCCCACUGCUCGAGGCCCAGGCCGCUACUGGUUUCGUCAUCGACCCAGUGAACAACCAGAAGCUGUGCGUUGAUGAAGCCGUAAGGGAAGGGGUUAUCGGGCCAGAACUCCAUGAGAAACUGCAGCACGCGGAAGGAGCCGUAAUGGGCUAUAAAGACCCUUUUACUGGGGAAAAGAUCUCCCUCUUCCAAGCCAUGAAGAAGGGCCUCAUCGCUGACAAACAGGCUGUUCAGCUCAUGGAAGCCCAAAUUGCCACAGGAGGCAUCAUUGACCCCCACCGCGGCCACUAUGUCCCUGUGGAAUUUGCCCAGAAACAAGGCUACUUGGAUGAGGACAUGAGCAAAACUCUCUCUAGUGCCUCUGAUAAUACCAGGGUCUACUGUGUCCCCAACAGCAAGGAGCCUAUGACUUACACUCAGCUCAUCGCGCGCUGCCAGAAGGACAAAAACUCUGGCCUCCACUUGCUGCCUUUGCCACAGACAGCUGUGCCUGUCCGCACGGAUGAGCAGAUCCAGCAGCUAUUCAAGGAGACCAUGGUGAAGGAGAAAGGGGUCUCCCUCUGGGAGCUGAUCCACUCUGGCUACUUCACUGAGGAGCAGAGAAAUGACUUUGUGGAGAAGUACCGGUCUGAGGACGUGUCUGUCUGGCAGUUGGUCACUCUUGUCCUGAAGCUUGUUGAGGAAAUAGAGAUGAAAGCCCAUACCCACAUCACCUUCGAAGGCCUGAGGGGCAGUGUGCCUGCCGUCUGGAUGCUCGAUGCUGGCAUCAUUACUGAGAAGACGUUCGAGGAUCUGGCUCAGGGAACACAAACGGCCAGAGAAGUAGCCCAGAUGGAGAGCGUGAAGAGAUACUUACAGGGCACGGGGAGUAUUGCUGGGAUUUUCAUACAGGCCUCCAAGAAGAGGAUGAGCAUUUACCAAGCAAUGAAAAACAAUCUCCUCCUGCCAGGGACAGGGGUGUUGUUGCUAGAGGCUCAAGCAGCUACAGGAGCUGUUAUAGACCCAGUAACAAACCAGAAACUUGGUGUGGAGGAGGCCGUCAAAGCAGCCAUUGUCGGUGAGGAACUCAUGGAGAAGCUGCUUCUAGCAGAGAGAGCAGUGACCGGUUACACAGACCCAUACACGGGGAACUCAAUCUCAGUCUGUCAAGCAAUCAGGAAAGGCCUCAUUCCCAUGAGCGAUGGUGUUCCCUUAAUAGAGGCCCAGCUGGCUACAGGAGGGGUCAUCGAUCCCAUCCACCAUCAUCAUCUUCCUCUUUCUGCAGCCUACAUGCACGGCUUUUAUGAUGAAGAAAUGAACCAGGCCCUAUCCCAGCCCACUGACAACACCAAAGUCUUCUUUGAUCCAAACACAAAGGAAAACUUGACCUACCAGCAGCUGAAAGACAGGUGUGUCCCUGAUGCUGAAACAGGCCUCUGGCUACUACCUCUGUCUGAAACUGCAGCAUUCUAUGUGGACAAACAAACCAUGGAGGUGCUGAAAUCUGUGACAGUCUGUGUUGCAGUAGGACGGUUCAAAGGGCAGACAGUUUCCCUCUGGGACCUUCUCAACUCUGAGUACAUCACAGACUGCAAGCAGAGAGAGCUGGUGGAACUAUACAAAGAGGAGAAUGCUGUGGCCCUGCAAGAAAUCAUCACCACCGUUACCACAAUCAUUGAAGAAACUGAGAAGCAAGGCAAGAGGUUCACGUUCAAGGGCCUGCGGAAGCAGGUGUCUGCCAGUGACCUCUUCCAGUCUCAGCUGAUAGACAAGAAAACCCUGGACGAACUCAAGCAGGGACAGAAAACUGUCAAAGAAGUCACAGAGAUGGACUCCGUCCGGAGAUACCUGGAGGGGGGUAACUUCAUAGCUGGAGUGUUAGUACAGCCAGCCAAUGAGAAGAUGAGCAUCUACCAGGCUAUGACAAGAGGAAUGCUGAGGCCGGGAACCGCGCUGGUGUUGCUGGAGGCGCAGGCUGCUACCGGGUUUAUUAUUGACCCGGUGAAGAACAAGAGGCUGUCAGUGGAGGAGGCACUCGCUGCUGGGCUCAUUGGACAACAGGUCUAUGAGAAGCUGCUGUCUGCAGAGAGAGCAGUGACCGGAUACACUGACCCCUUCACAAAAGGCCAAAUCUCCCUCUUCGAAGCCAUGAACCAGGGGCUGAUCCUCAAGGGCCACGGCAUCCGCCUGCUGGAGGCCCAGGUUGCCACCGGUGGCAUCAUCGACCCCGUGCACAGUCACCGCCUCCCCGUGGAGGUGGCUUACAAGCGGGGCUACUUCGACGAAGAGAUGAACCGGAUCCUCUCUGACCCCAGCGACGACACCAAGGGCUUCUUCGACCCCAACACUCACGAGAACCUCACUUACAUACAACUCCUGGAGAGAUGUGUCCAAGACCCUGAGACUGGGCUGUACAUGCUCCAAAUAGUAAAGCAUGGGGGGACAUACUUCUAUAUAGAUGAGUCAAUGAAACACUUUUUACGCUCAAAACCCAUUAAAAUGCAAGUUGGGAAGUUCAAAGGCCAAACAGUGUCCCUCUGGGACCUGCUCUGCUCUCAGUACAUCUCAGAACAGAAAAGAAAAGAACUAGUGAAGCAAUAUAAAUGUGAAACCCUCACAAUAGAACAGCUCAUCACAGUCAUCACCACCAUCAUUGAGGAAAUGGAACUCAGAACCCAAGCCCUCAAGGUUAAAGGACUCAGAGGACAUGUAUCUGUGUCAGAGUUAUUCAACGCUGAGAUAAUUGACAAGACAACACUGGACAAUCUGCAAAAAGGAACUCUCACAGUCCAUAAACUCACACAAAUGGACUCUGUCAAGAGGUAUCUGGAAGGAACUGGCAGCAUUGUUGGAGUUCUGCUGCCAGACAAGAAAGAGAAGAUGAGCAUCUACCAGGCCCUAGAGAGAGGUCUCCUAACACCAGAAUCAGCGCUGGUGCUGCUGGAGGCGCAGGCUGCCACCGGCUUUAUCACUGACCCGCUGAAGAACGAGAAGCUGUCCGUCGAUGAAGCCGUCUCCGCCGGCCUGGUGGGCCGUGAGAUUCACGAGAAGCUGCUCUCUGCAGAGAGAGCAGUGACCGGCUACACUGACCCCUACACAGGCAACAAGAUCUCCCUCUUCCAGGCCAUGAAGAAAGACCUGAUAGUCAAAGACCACGGCAUCCACCUGCUGGAGGCCCAGAUCGCCACCGGCGGCAUCAUCGACCCCGUGCACAGUCACCGCCUCCCCGUGGAGGUGGCUUACAAGCGGGGAUAUUUGGACGAUGACACAUUUCUUCUUCUUUCUGAUCCAGAACAUGGCAACAAAAGCUUUAUGGAUCCUAACACCCAUGAAAAACUCAGUUAUGCCCAGCUCCUGCAGAGAUGUAGCAAAGACCCAGACACAGGACUGUGCCUGCUGCAGAUAACAGAAAAGAAGGAAGACUAUUUCUACAUUGAUGAACACACAAAAAAUACAAUGUUAUUAACCAAGGUUCAAGUACCGGUAGGGAAAUACAAAGGACAUAUUCUAUCUCUAUGGGAACUCCUGUGUUCUGAUUAUAUCAGUGAGGAAAAGAGGAAGGAAUUGGUAAAACAAUACAAAAAAGAAUCCACAGCUAUCUUACAAAAGAUCAUUGAUACAAUCUUAACCAUUAUACAUGAAAAAGAGAGGAGCAGAAAAGAUAUAUGGUUCCAGGGAAUCAGACAACAAAUCACUGCAUCAGAACUAUUCAACGCACAGAUAAUUACCAAAGACACAAUGGAAAAGCUAGAGGAAGGAAAACAGACUGCAAAAGAUAUAGCAAAGAUGGAUUCCGUAAAGAGAUACCUCGAAGGAACCAGCUGCAUUGCCGGAGUCCUGGUGCCGUCCAACACAGACCCGUCCAAGACAGAGAAGAUGAGCAUCUACCAGGCCAUGGGGAAGGGCAUUCUGAGGCCGGGCACCGCGCUGGUGCUGCUGGAGGCGCAGGCUGCCAGCGGCUUUAUCACUGACCCGCUGAAGAACGAGAAGCUGUCCGUCGAUGAAGCCGUCUCCGCCGGCCUGGUGGGCAGUGAGAUUCACGAGAAGCUGCUCUCUGCAGAGAGAGCAGUGACCGGCUACACUGACCCCUACACAGGCAACAAGAUCUCCCUCUUCCAGGCCAUGAAGAAAGACCUGAUAGUCAAAGACCACGGCAUCCGCCUGCUGGAGGCCCAGAUCGCCACCGGCGGCAUCAUCGACCCCGUGCACAGUCACCGCCUCCCCGUGGAGGUGGCUUACAAGCGGGGCUACUUCGACCAAGAGAUGAGCCGGAUCCUCUCUGACCCCAGCGACGACACCAAGGGCUUCUUCGACCCCAACACUCACGAGAACCUCACCUACAUGCAGCUCCUCAGCAGAUGCGUCCCAGACCCAGACACGGGGCUCCUGAUGCUUCAGCUGAUGCACAAAGGCUCCGUGCUCUUCCAGCUAGAUGAAAAAACACGAACCUGCUUACAGUCUGCCCCUGCCACCGUCAGCGUGGGACUCUUCCAGGGGCAGAACAUGACCGUGUGGGAGCUUCUCUUCUCCAGAUACGUCCCUGACCAAAAAAGGCAGGAGCUUCUGAAGAAGUACAAAGCGGGGACGCUAACCAUUCAGGAAAUGACAACCAUCAUCACCACCCUCAUCACCGAGGCAGAGCAAAAGAGCAGCAGAGAGCCCAGGCACGCCUUAAAGACUACGACGGUCGACGGGCCGGGGGGCGAGUUCCAAGGGCGAAAGGUCUCUGUGUGGGAUCUGCUCUUCUCCAAAUACGUCCUUGAAGAGAAAAGACAAGAGCUUCUGAAGAAGUACAAAGCAGGGACGCUAACCAUUCAAGAAAUGAUAACCGUCCUCACCACCAUCAUCACCGAGACAGAGAAAAAGAGCGGCAAACAGCCCAGCGGGGUGGAAGGCCCCUGCCGAGAGGAGACAACAUCCGGGAGAGCUGCCAGCGCCCCUCCUCCACAGGACCAACAAGCGGAAAAGACUCUCCGGCUCGCGACCGUCGACGUAUCGGUCGGCGAGUUCCAAGGGCGAAAGCUCUCCGUGUGGGAACUUCUCUUCUCCAAAUACCUCUCGGAAGAGAAAAGGCAGGAGCUCCUGGAGAAGUACAGAGCAGGGACCGUGACUCUGGAGGAGCUGGUCAGAAUCCUCACCACCAUCGCUGAGCAGACAGAAGAGAGAAGCAGCAAAGUGAAGUUCUCAGGCCUCAGGAGGCAGGUGACUGCCUCAGAGCUGUUCAGCUCUGACAUUAUUGACCAGAACACGCUGACUGAACUCACCCAGGGCACCAAGACGGUGCAGGAGAUCACGGAAAUGGAUUCCGUAAAGAGAUACCUCGAAGGAACUAGCUGCAUUGCCGGAGUCCUGGUGCCGUCCAACACGGACCCGUCCAAGACAGAGAAGAUGAGCAUCUACCAGGCCAUGGGGAAGGGCAUUCUGAGGCCGGGCACCGCGCUGGUGCUGCUGGAGGCGCAGGCUGCCAGCGGCUUUAUCACUGACCCGCUGAAGAACGAGAAGCUGUCCGUCGAUGAAGCCGUCUCCGCCGGCCUGGUGGGCAGUGAGAUUCACGAGAAGCUGCUCUCUGCAGAGAGAGCAGUGACCGGCUACACUGACCCCUACACAGGCAACAAGAUCUCCCUCUUCCAGGCCAUGAAGAAAGACCUGAUAGUCAAAGACCACGGCAUCCGCCUGCUGGAGGCCCAGAUCGCCACCGGCGGCAUCAUCGACCCCGUGCACAGUCACCGCCUCCCCGUGGAGGUGGCUUACAAGCGCGGCUACUUCGACCAAGAGAUGAGCCGGAUCCUCUCUGACCCCAGCGACGACACCAAGGGCUUCUUCGACCCCAACACUCACGAGAACCUCACCUACAUGCAGCUCCUCAGCAGAUGCGUCCCAGACCCAGACACGGGGCUCCUGAUGCUUCAGCUGAUGCACAAAGGCUCCGUGCUCUUCCAGCUAGAUGAAAAAACACGAACCUGCUUACAGUCUGCCCCUGCCACCGUCAGCGUGGGACUCUUCCAGGGGCAGAACGUGACCGUGUGGGAGCUUCUCUUCUCCAGAUACGUCCCUGACCAAAAAAGGCAGGAGCUUCUGAAGAAGUACAAAGCGGGGACGCUAACCAUUCAGGAAAUGACAACCAUCAUCACCACCCUCAUCACCGAGGCAGAGCAAAAGAGCAGCAGAGAGCCCAGGCACACUCUCCGGCUCGCGACCGUCGACGUAUCGGUCGGCGAGUUCCAAGGGCGAAAGCUCUCCGUGUGGGAACUUCUCUUCUCCAAAUACCUCUCGGAAGAGAAAAGGCAGGAGCUCCUGGAGGAGUACAGAGCAGGGACCGUGACUCUGGAGGAGCUGGUCAGAAUCCUCACCACCAUCGCUGAGCAGACAGAAGAGAGAAGCAGCAAAGUGAAGUUCUCAGGCCUCAGGAGGCAGGUGACUACAGAGAAAAAGAGCGGCAAACAGCCCAGCGGGGUGGAAGGCCCCUGCCGAGAGGAGACAACAUCCGGGAGAGCUGCCAGCGCCCCUUCUCCACAGGACCAACAAGCGGAAAAGACUCUCCGGCUCGCGACCGUCGACGUAUCGGUCGGCGAGUUCCAAGGGCGAAAGCUCUCCGUGUGGGAACUUCUCUUCUCCAAAUACCUCUCGGAAGAGAAAAGGCAGGAGCUCCUGGAGAAGUACAGAGCAGGGACCGUGACUCUGGAGGAGCUGGUCAGAAUCCUCACCACCAUCGUUGAGCAGACAGAAGAGAGAAGCAGCAAAGUGAAGUUCUCAGGCCUCAGGAGGCAGGUGACUGCCUCAGAGCUGUUCAGCUCUGACAUUAUUGACCAGAACACGCUGACUGAACUCACCCAGGGCACCAAGACGGUGCAGGAGAUCACGGAAAUGGAUUCCGUAAAGAGAUACCUCGAAGGAACUAGCUGCAUUGCCGGAGUCCUGGUGCCGUCCAACACGGACCCGUCCAAGACAGAGAAGAUGAGCAUCUACCAGGCCAUGGGGAAGGGCAUUCUGAGGCCGGGCACCGCGCUGGUGCUGCUGGAGGCGCAGGCUGCCAGCGGCUUUAUCACUGACCCGCUGAAGAACGAGAAGCUGUCCGUCGAUGAAGCCGUCUCCGCCGGCCUGGUGGGCAGUGAGAUUCACGAGAAGCUGCUCUCUGCAGAGAGAGCAGUGACCGGCUACACUGACCCCUACACAGGCAACAAGAUCUCCCUCUUCCAGGCCAUGAAGAAAGACCUGAUAGUCAAAGACCACGGCAUCCGCCUGCUGGAGGCCCAGAUCGCCACCGGCGGCAUCAUCGACCCCGUGCACAGUCACCGCCUCCCCGUGGAGGUGGCUUACAAGCGGGGCUACUUCGACCAAGAGAUGAGCCGGAUCCUCUCUGACCCCAGCGACGACACCAAGGGCUUCUUCGACCCCAACACUCACGAGAACCUCACCUACAUGCAGCUCCUCAGCAGAUGCGUCCCAGACCCAGACACGGGGCUCCUGAUGCUUCAGCUGAUGCACAAAGGCUCCGUGCUCUUCCAGCUAGAUGAAAAAACACGAACCUGCUUACAGUCUGCCCCUGCCACCGUCAGCGUGGGACUCUUCCAGGGGCAGAACAUGACCGUGUGGGAGCUUCUCUUCUCCAGAUACGUCCCUGACCAAAAAAGGCAGGAGCUUCUGAAGAAGUACAAAGCGGGGACGCUAACCAUUCAGGAAAUGACAACCAUCAUCACCACCCUCAUCACCGAGGCAGAGCAAAAGAGCAGCAGAGAGCCCAGGCACGCCUUAAAGACUACGACGGUCGACGGGCCGGGGGGCGAGUUCCAAGGGCGAAAGGUCUCUGUGUGGGAUCUGCUCUUCUCCAAAUACGUCCUUGAAGAGAAAAGACAAGAGCUUCUGAAGAAGUACAAAGCAGGGACGCUAACCAUUCAAGAAAUGAUAACCGUCCUCACCACCAUCAUCACCGAGACAGAGAAAAAGAGCGGCAAACAGCCCAGCGGGGUGGAAGGCCCCUGCCGAGAGGAGACAACAUCCGGGAGAGCUGCCAGCGCCCCUUCUCCACAGGACCAACAAGCGGAAAAGACUCUCCGGCUCGCGACCGUCGACGUAUCGGUCGGCGAGUUCCAAGGGCGAAAGCUCUCCGUGUGGGAACUUCUCUUCUCCAAAUACCUCUCGGAAGAGAAAAGGCAGGAGCUCCUGGAGAAGUACAGAGCAGGGACCGUGACUCUGGAGGAGCUGGUCAGAAUCCUCACCACCAUCGUUGAGCAGACAGAAGAGAGAAGCAGCAAAGUGAAGUUCUCAGGCCUCAGGAGGCAGGUGACUGCCUCAGAGCUGUUCAGCUCUGACAUUAUUGACCAGAACACGCUGACUGAACUCACCCAGGGCACCAAGACGGUGCAGGAGAUCACGGAAAUGGAUUCCGUAAAGAGAUACCUCGAAGGAACUAGCUGCAUUGCCGGAGUCCUGGUGCCGUCCAACACGGACCCGUCCAAGACAGAGAAGAUGAGCAUCUACCAGGCCAUGGGGAAGGGCAUUCUGAGGCCGGGCACCGCGCUGGUGCUGCUGGAGGCGCAGGCUGCCAGCGGCUUUAUCACUGACCCGCUGAAGAACGAGAAGCUGUCCGUCGAUGAAGCCGUCUCCGCCGGCCUGGUGGGCAGUGAGAUUCACGAGAAGCUGCUCUCUGCAGAGAGAGCAGUGACCGGCUACACUGACCCCUACACAGGCAAGAAGAUCUCCCUCUUCCAGGCCAUGAAGAAAGACCUGAUAGUCAAAGACCACGGCAUCCGCCUGCUGGAGGCCCAGAUCGCCACCGGCGGCAUCAUCGACCCCGUGCACAGUCACCGCCUCCCCGUGGAGGUGGCUUACAAGCGCGGCUACUUCGACCAAGAGAUGAGCCGGAUCCUCUCUGACCCCAGCGACGACACCAAGGGCUUCUUCGACCCCAACACUCACGAGAACCUCACCUACAUGCAGCUCCUCAGCAGAUGCGUCCCAGACCCAGACACGGGGCUCCUGAUGCUUCAGCUGAUGCACAAAGGCUCCGUGCUCUUCCAGCUAGAUGAAAAAACACGAACCUGCUUACAGUCUGCCCCUGCCACCGUCAGCGUGGGACUCUUCCAGGGGCAGAACGUGACCGUGUGGGAGCUUCUCUUCUCCAGAUACGUCCCUGACCAAAAAAGGCAGGAGCUUCUGAAGAAGUACAAAGCGGGGACGCUAACCAUUCAGGAAAUGACAACCAUCAUCACCACCCUCAUCACCGAGGCAGAGCAAAAGAGCAGCAGAGAGCCCAGGCACGCCUUAAAGACUACGACGGUCGACGGGCCGGGGGGCGAGUUCCAAGGGCGAAAGGUCUCUGUGUGGGAUCUGCUCUUCUCCAAAUACGUCCUUGAAGAGAAAAGACAAGAGCUUCUGAAGAAGUACAAAGCAGGGACGCUAACCAUUCAAGAAAUGAUAACCGUCCUCACCACCAUCAUCACCGAGACAGAGAAAAAGAGCGGCAAACAGCCCAGUGGGGUGGAAGGCCCCUGCCGAGAGGAGACAACAUCCGGGAGAGCUGCCAGCGCCCCUUCUCCACAGGACCAACAAGCGGAAAAGACUCUCCGGCUCGCGACCGUCGACGUAUCGGUCGGCGAGUUCCAAGGGCGAAAGCUCUCCGUGUGGGAACUUCUCUUCUCCAAAUACCUCUCGGAAGAGAAAAGGCAGGAGCUCCUGGAGAAGUACAGAGCAGGGACCGUGACUCUGGAGGAGCUGGUCAGAAUCCUCACCACCAUCGUUGAGCAGACAGAAGAGAGAAGCAGCAAAGUGAAGUUCUCAGGCCUCAGGAGGCAGGUGACUGCCUCAGAGCUGUUCAGCUCUGACAUUAUUGACCAGAACACGCUGACUGAACUCACCCAGGGCACCAAGACGGUGCAGGAGAUCACGGAAAUGGAUUCCGUAAAGAGAUACCUCGAAGGAACUAGCUGCAUUGCCGGAGUCCUGGUGCCGUCCAACACGGACCCGUCCAAGACAGAGAAGAUGAGCAUCUACCAGGCCAUGGGGAAGGGCAUUCUGAGGCCGGGCACCGCGCUGGUGCUGCUGGAGGCGCAGGCUGCCAGCGGCUUUAUCACUGACCCGCUGAAGAACGAGAAGCUGUCCGUCGAUGAAGCCGUCACCGCCGGCCUGGUGGGCAGUGAGAUUCACGAGAAGCUGCUCUCUGCAGAGAGAGCAGUGACCGGCUACACUGACCCCUACACAGGCAAGAAGAUCUCCCUCUUCCAGGCCAUGAAGAAAGACCUGAUAGUCAAAGACCACGGCAUCCGCCUGCUGGAGGCCCAGAUCGCCACCGGCGGCAUCAUCGACCCCGUGCACAGUCACCGCCUCCCCGUGGAGGUGGCUUACAAGCGGGGCUACUUCGACCAAGAGAUGAGCCGGAUCCUCUCUGACCCCAGCGACGACACCAAGGGCUUCUUCGACCCCAACACUCACGAGAACCUCACCUACAUGCAGCUCCUCAGCAGAUGCGUCCCAGACCCAGACACGGGGCUCCUGAUGCUUCAGCUGAUGCACAAAGGCUCCGUGCUCUUCCAGCUAGAUGAAAAAACACGAACCUGCUUACAGUCUGCCCCUGCCACCGUCAGCGUGGGACUCUUCCAGGGGCAGAACGUGACCGUGUGGGAGCUUCUCUUCUCCAGAUACGUCCCUGACCAAAAAAGGCAGGAGCUUCUGAAGAAGUACAAAGCGGGGACGCUAACCAUUCAGGAAAUGACAACCAUCAUCACCACCCUCAUCACCGAGGCAGAGCAAAAGAGCAGCAGAGAGCCCAGGCACGCCUUAAAGACUACGACGGUCGACGGGCCGGGGGGCGAGUUCCAAGGGCGAAAGGUCUCUGUGUGGGAUCUGCUCUUCUCCAAAUACGUCCUUGAAGAGAAAAGACAAGAGCUUCUGAAGAAGUACAAAGCAGGGACGCUAACCAUUCAAGAAAUGAUAACCGUCCUCACCACCAUCAUCACCGAGACAGAGAAAAAGAGCGGCAAACAGCCCAGCGGGGUGGAAGGCCCCUGCCGAGAGGAGAGAACAUCCGGGAGAGCUGCCAGCGCCCCUCCUCCACAGGACCAACAAGCGGAAAAGACUCUCCGGCUCGCGACCGUCGACGUAUCGGUCGGCGAGUUCCAAGGGCGAAAGCUCUCCGUGUGGGAACUUCUCUUCUCCAAAUACCUCUCGGAAGAGAAAAGGCAGGAGCUCCUGGAGAAGUACAGAGCAGGGACCGUGACUCUGGAGGAGCUGGUCAGAAUCCUCACCACCAUCGCUGAGCAGACAGAAGAGAGAAGCAGCAAAGUGAAGUUCUCAGGCCUCAGGAGGCAGGUGACUGCCUCAGAGCUGUUCAGCUCGGACAUUAUUGACCAGAACACGCUGACUGAACUCACCCAGGGCACCAAGACGGUGCAGGAGAUCACGGAAAUGGAUUCCGUAAAGAGAUACCUCGAAGGAACUAGCUGCAUUGCCGGAGUCCUGGUGCCGUCCAACACGGACCCGUCCAAGACAGAGAAGAUGAGCAUCUACCAGGCCAUGGGGAAGGGCAUUCUGAGGCCGGGCACCGCGCUGGUGCUGCUGGAGGCGCAGGCUGCCAGCGGCUUUAUCACUGACCCGCUGAAGAACGAGAAGCUGUCCGUCGAUGAAGCCGUCUCCGCCGGCCUGGUGGGCAGUGAGAUUCACGAGAAGCUGCUCUCUGCAGAGAGAGCAGUGACCGGCUACACUGACCCCUACACAGGCAAGAAGAUCUCCCUCUUCCAGGCCAUGAAGAAAGACCUGAUAGUCAAAGACCACGGCAUCCGCCUGCUGGAGGCCCAGAUCGCCACCGGCGGCAUCAUCGACCCCGUGCACAGUCACCGCCUCCCCGUGGAGGUGGCUUACAAGCGGGGCUACUUCGACCAAGAGAUGAGCCGGAUCCUCUCUGACCCCAGCGACGACACCAAGGGCUUCUUCGACCCCAACACUCACGAGAACCUCACCUACAUGCAGCUCCUCAGCAGAUGCGUCCCAGACCCAGACACGGGGCUCCUGAUGCUUCAGCUGAUGCACAAAGGCUCCGUGCUCUUCCAGCUAGAUGAAAAAACACGAACCUGCUUACAGUCUGCCCCUGCCACCGUCAGCGUGGGACUCUUCCAGGGGCAGAACGUGACCGUGUGGGAGCUUCUCUUCUCCAGAUACGUCCCUGACCAAAAAAGGCAGGAGCUUCUGAAGAAGUACAAAGCGGGGACGCUAACCAUUCAGGAAAUGACAACCAUCAUCACCACCCUCAUCACCGAGGCAGAGCAAAAGAGCAGCAGAGAGCCCAGGCACGCCUUAAAGACUACGACGGUCGACGGGCCGGGGGGCGAGUUCCAAGGGCGAAAGGUCUCUGUGUGGGAUCUGCUCUUCUCCAAAUACGUCCUUGAAGAGAAAAGACAAGAGCUUCUGAAGAAGUACAAAGCAGGGACGCUAACCAUUCAAGAAAUGAUAACCGUCCUCACCACCAUCAUCACCGAGACAGAGAAAAAGAGCGGCAAACAGCCCAGCGGGGUGGAAGGCCCCUGCCGAGAGGAGAGAACAUCCGGGAGAGCUGCCAGCGCCCCUUCUCCACAGGACCAACAAGCGGAAAAGACUCUCCGGCUCGCGACCGUCGACGUAUCGGUCGGCGAGUUCCAAGGGCGAAAGCUCUCCGUGUGGGAACUUCUCUUCUCCAAAUACCUCUCGGAAGAGAAAAGGCAGGAGCUCCUGGAGAAGUACAGAGCAGGGACCGUGACUCUGGAGGAGCUGGUCAGAAUCCUCACCACCAUCGUUGAGCAGACAGAAGAGAGAAGCAGCAAAGUGAAGUUCUCAGGCCUCAGGAGGCAGGUGACUGCCUCAGAGCUGUUCAGCUCUGACAUUAUUGACCAGAACACGCUGACUGAACUCACCCAGGGCACCAAGACGGUGCAGGAGAUCACGGAAAUGGAUUCCGUAAAGAGAUACCUCGAAGGAACCAGCUGCAUUGCCGGAGUCCUGGUGCCGUCCAACACGGACCCGUCCAAGACAGAGAAGAUGAGCAUCUACCAGGCCAUGGGGAAGGGCAUUCUGAGGCCGGGCACCGCGCUGGUGCUGCUGGAGGCGCAGGCUGCCAGCGGCUUUAUCACUGACCCGCUGAAGAACGAGAAGCUGUCCGUCGAUGAAGCCGUCUCCGCCGGCCUGGUGGGCAGUGAGAUUCACGAGAAGCUGCUCUCUGCAGAGAGAGCAGUGACCGGCUACACUGACCCCUACACAGGCAACAAGAUCUCCCUCUUCCAGGCCAUGAAGAAAGACCUGAUAGUCAAAGACCACGGCAUCCGCCUGCUGGAGGCCCAGAUCGCCACCGGCGGCAUCAUCGACCCCGUGCACAGUCACCGCCUCCCCGUGGAGGUGGCUUACAAGCGGGGCUACUUCGACCAAGAGAUGAGCCGGAUCCUCUCUGACCCCAGCGACGACACCAAGGGCUUCUUCGACCCCAACACUCACGAGAACCUCACCUACAUGCAGCUCCUCAGCAGAUGCGUCCCAGACCCAGACACGGGGCUCCUGAUGCUUCAGCUGAUGCACAAAGGCUCCGUGCUCUUCCAGCUAGAUGAAAAAACACGAACCUGCUUACAGUCUGCCCCUGCCACCGUCAGCGUGGGACUCUUCCAGGGGCAGAACGUGACCGUGUGGGAGCUUCUCUUCUCCAGAUACGUCCCUGACCAAAAAAGGCAGGAGCUUCUGAAGAAGUACAAAGCGGGGACGCUAACCAUUCAGGAAAUGACAACCAUCAUCACCACCCUCAUCACCGAGGCAGAGCAAAAGAGCAGCAGAGAGCCCAGGCACGCCUUAAAGACUACGACGGUCGACGGGCCGGGGGGCGAGUUCCAAGGGCGAAAGGUCUCUGUGUGGGAUCUGCUCUUCUCCAAAUACGUCCUUGAAGAGAAAAGACAAGAGCUUCUGAAGAAGUACAAAGCAGGGACGCUAACCAUUCAAGAAAUGAUAACCGUCCUCACCACCAUCAUCACCGAGACAGAGAAAAAGAGCGGCAAACAGCCCAGCGGGGUGGAAGGCCCCUGCCGAGAGGAGAGGACAUCCGGGAGAGCUGCCAGCGCCCCUUCUCCACAGGACCAACAAGCGGAAAAGACUCUCCGGCUCGCGACCGUCGACGUAUCGGUCGGCGAGUUCCAAGGGCGAAAGCUCUCCGUGUGGGAACUUCUCUUCUCCAAAUACCUCUCGGAAGAGAAAAGGCAGGAGCUCCUGGAGAAGUACAGAGCAGGGACCGUGACUCUGGAGGAGCUGGUCAGAAUCCUCACCACCAUCGCUGAGCAGACAGAAGAGAGAAGCAGCAAAGUGAAGUUCUCAGGCCUCAGGAGGCAGGUGACUGCCUCAGAGCUGUUCAGCUCUGACAUUAUUGACCAGAACACGCUGACUGAACUCACCCAGGGCACCAAGACGGUGCAGGAGAUCACGGAAAUGGAUUCCGUAAAGAGAUACCUCGAAGGAACUAGCUGCAUUGCCGGAGUCCUGGUGCCGUCCAACACGGACCCGUCCAAGACAGAGAAGAUGAGCAUCUACCAGGCCAUGGGGAAGGGCAUUCUGAGGCCGGGCACCGCGCUGGUGCUGCUGGAGGCGCAGGCUGCCAGCGGCUUUAUCACUGACCCGCUGAAGAACGAGAAGCUGUCCGUCGAUGAAGCCGUCUCCGCCGGCCUGGUGGGCAGUGAGAUUCACGAGAAGCUGCUUUCUGCAGAGAGAGCAGUGACCGGCUACACUGACCCCUACACAGGCAACAAGAUCUCCCUCUUCCAGGCCAUGAAGAAAGACCUGAUAGUCAAAGACCACGGCAUCCGCCUGCUGGAGGCCCAGAUCGCCACCGGCGGCAUCAUCGACCCCGUGCACAGUCACCGCCUCCCCGUGGAGGUGGCUUACAAGCGGGGCUACUUCGACCAAGAGAUGAGCCGGAUCCUCUCUGACCCCAGCGACGACACCAAGGGCUUCUUCGACCCCAACACUCACGAGAACCUCACCUACAUGCAGCUCCUCAGCAGAUGCGUCCCAGACCCAGACACGGGGCUCCUGAUGCUUCAGCUGAUGCACAAAGGCUCCGUGCUCUUCCAGCUAGAUGAAAAAACACGAACCUGCUUACAGUCUGCCCCUGCCACCGUCAGCGUGGGACUCUUCCAGGGGCAGAACGUGACCGUGUGGGAGCUUCUCUUCUCCAGAUACGUCCCUGACCAAAAAAGGCAGGAACUUCUGAAGAAGUACAAAGCGGGGACGCUAACCAUUCAGGAAAUGACAACCAUCAUCACCACCCUCAUCACCGAGGCAGAGCAAAAGAGCAGCAGAGAGCCCAGGCACGCCUUAAAGACUACGACGGUCGACGGGCCGGGGGGCGAGUUCCAAGGGCGAAAGGUCUCUGUGUGGGAUCUGCUCUUCUCCAAAUACGUCCUUGAAGAGAAAAGACAAGAGCUUCUGAAGAAGUACAAAGCAGGGACGCUAACCAUUCAAGAAAUGAUAACCGUCCUCACCACCAUCAUCACCGAGACAGAGAAAAAGAGCGGCAAACAGCCCAGCGGGGUGGAAGGCCCCUGCCGAGAGGAGAGAACAUCCGGGAGAGCUGCCAGCGCCCCUUCUCCACAGGACCAACAAGCGGAAAAGACUCUCCGGCUCGCGACCGUCGACGUAUCGGUCGGCGAGUUCCAAGGGCGAAAGCUCUCCGUGUGGGAACUUCUCUUCUCCAAAUACCUCUCGGAAGAGAAAAGGCAGGAGCUCCUGGAGAAGUACAGAGCAGGGACCGUGACUCUGGAGGAGCUGGUCAGAAUCCUCACCACCAUCGUUGAGCAGACAGAAGAGAGAAGCAGCAAAGUGAAGUUCUCAGGCCUCAGGAGGCAGGUGACUGCCUCAGAGCUGUUCAGCUCUGACAUUAUUGACCAGAACACGCUGACUGAACUCACCCAGGGCACCAAGACGGUGCAGGAGAUCACGGAAAUGGAUUCCGUAAAGAGAUACCUCGAAGGAACUAGCUGCAUUGCCGGAGUCCUGGUGCCGUCCAACACGGACCCGACCAAGACAGAGAAGAUGAGCAUCUACCAGGCCAUGGGGAAGGGCAUUCUGAGGCCGGGCACCGCGCUGGUGCUGCUGGAGGCGCAGGCUGCCAGCGGCUUUAUCACUGACCCGCUGAAGAACGAGAAGCUGUCCGUCGAUGAAGCCGUCUCCGCCGGCCUGGUGGGCAGUGAGAUUCACGAGAAGCUGCUCUCUGCAGAGAGAGCAGUGACCGGCUACACUGACCCCUACACAGGCAACAAGAUCUCCCUCUUCCAGGCCAUGAAGAAAGACCUGAUAGUCAAAGACCACGGCAUCCGCCUGCUGGAGGCCCAGAUCGCCACCGGCGGCAUCAUCGACCCCGUGCACAGUCACCGCCUCCCCGUGGAGGUGGCUUACAAGCGGGGCUACUUCGACCAAGAGAUGAGCCGGAUCCUCUCUGACCCCAGCGACGACACCAAGGGCUUCUUCGACCCCAACACUCACGAGAACCUCACCUACAUGCAGCUCCUCAGCAGAUGCAUCCCAGACCCAGACACGGGGCUCCUGAUGCUUCAGCUGAUGCACAAAGGCUCCGUGCUCUUCCAGCUAGAUGAAAAAACACGAACCUGCUUACAGUCUGCCCCUGCCACCGUCAGCGUGGGACUCUUCCAGGGGCAGAACGUGACCGUGUGGGAGCUUCUCUUCUCCAGAUACGUCCCUGACCAAAAAAGGCAGGAGCUUCUGAAGAAGUACAAAGCGGGGACGCUAACCAUUCAGGAAAUGACAACCAUCAUCACCACCCUCAUCACCGAGGCAGAGCAAAAGAGCAGCAGCACGCAACGGGCAACGUCACAGAAGGCCGAGGCUGCCCAUUCGCAGAGAGAUGAAAAACGGGAAAAGGCCUUAAAGACUACGACGGUCGACGGGCCGGGGGGCGAGUUCCAAGGGCGAAAGGUCUCUGUGUGGGAUCUGCUCUUCUCCAAAUACGUCCUUGAAGAGAAAAGACAAGAGCUUCUGAAGAAGUACAAAGCAGGGACGCUAACCAUUCAAGAAAUGAUAACCGUCCUCACCACCAUCAUCACCGAGACAGAGAAAAAGAGCGGCAAACAGCCCAGCGGGGUGGAAGGCCCCUGCCGAGAGGAGAGAACAUCCGGGAGAGCUGCCAGCGCCCCUUCUCCACAGGACCAACAAGCGGAAAAGACUCUCCGGCUCGCGACCGUCGACGUAUCGGUCGGCGAGUUCCAAGGGCGAAAGCUCUCCGUGUGGGAACUUCUCUUCUCCAAAUACCUCUCGGAAGAGAAAAGGCAGGAGCUCCUGGAGAAGUACAGAGCAGGGACCGUGACUCUGGAGGAGCUGGUCAGAAUCCUCACCACCAUCGCUGAGCAGACAGAAGAGAGAAGCAGCAAAGUGAAGUUCUCAGGCCUCAGGAGGCAGGUGACUGCCUCAGAGCUGUUCAGCUCUGACAUUAUUGACCAGAACACGCUGACUGAACUCACCCAGGGCACCAAGACGGUGCAGGAGAUCACGGAAAUGGAUUCCGUAAAGAGAUACCUCGAAGGAACUAGCUGCAUUGCCGGAGUCCUGGUGCCGUCCAACACGGACCCGUCCAAGACAGAGAAGAUGAGCAUCUACCAGGCCAUGGGGAAGGGCAUUCUGAGGCCGGGCACCGCGCUGGUGCUGCUGGAGGCGCAGGCUGCCAGCGGCUUUAUCACUGACCCGCUGAAGAACGAGAAGCUGUCCGUCGAUGAAGCCGUCUCCGCCGGCCUGGUGGGCAGUGAGAUUCACGAGAAGCUGCUCUCUGCAGAGAGAGCAGUGACCGGCUACACUGACCCCUACACAGGCAACAAGAUCUCCCUCUUCCAGGCCAUGAAGAAAGACCUGAUAGUCAAAGACCACGGCAUCCGCCUGCUGGAGGCCCAGAUCGCCACCGGCGGCAUCAUCGACCCCGUGCACAGUCACCGCCUCCCCGUGGAGGUGGCUUACAAGCGGGGCUACUUCGACCAAGAGAUGAGCCGGAUCCUCUCUGACCCCAGCGACGACACCAAGGGCUUCUUCGACCCCAACACUCACGAGAACCUCACCUACAUGCAGCUCCUCAGCAGAUGUGUCCCAGAUCCAGACACGGGGCUCUGUUUGCUGAAGGUGGGGAUGGACUAA